Messenger RNA from Desarmillaria tabescens, 2475 nucleotides. Its product is annotated as thiamine diphosphate-binding protein. Gene Ontology annotation, molecular function: catalytic activity. Lineage: Eukaryota; Fungi; Basidiomycota; Agaricomycetes; Agaricales; Physalacriaceae. Bases 382 to 2292 code for a protein of 636 amino acids. The record is from RefSeq and is a predicted model, not a curated record. The transcript is spliced from 11 exons.
CCUAACCAUGAACUUGAACCCUACCACUCUGGCGCACUUUUCUAAUGAUUAUGCUGUUCCAAAAGAUUUUUCUUUAUUGCUAUUAUCUAUGAAGUCUAUCAAAUUCUUCUACCGCGAUAUCGAAAUGCAUAAGCAUAAAUCUCGUUCUGUAGGAAUCAUAGCGAAAGAUGAGCGCCAUCAUUAAUGUUCAGUUCCAAUAUAUAACUCAAAAUACUUGCCUUAGGCUGAACUCAUUUUCUGAGAUCGUGUCACUGCCGUCAUAAGAAAUACAAUGCUGUCAUUGUUUUCGUCAUCACCAGCUCGUGUAAGCCAUCGAAAGUGGAACCCAAGCGGAGUCAGCCAAUUGAAUCCGUCUACUUCGCUACUACCAACAUCCAUAUUAUGGACAGAAUGUUCCCCAUCGACUUGACCAAGUUCAAAAAGCUUGCGCUGGAUCCAGCUAAGUCUAAGCUCUCCAAUGAAGAAAGGGCCGCGUUGAAGGCCAACAUUCAAUUACUUCGAGACGCUAUCGUUCUAUUCACCACCACUGGUUCUGCUCGCGGCCUCAGUGGACAUACAGGCGGUGCCUACGAUGUCAUUCCAGAGGUCUGCAUCGCUCUCGCUCUCUUUGACCAUUCGCAUUCCAGCUACGUACCGAUUUUAUUUGAUGAAGCAGGCCACCGCGUCGCAGUCCAGUACAUUCUUUCCGCUUUGGAGGGUGCAUUACCAGCAGAGCAGCUUCUACAUUAUCGGGAAGCUGACUCAAAACUGCCCGGCCAUCCUGAGCUGGGUCUCACUCCUGGAGUCAAAUUCUCGUCGGGACGUCUUGGACAUAUGUGGCCUUUCGUCAACGGCGUCGCUCUCGCUAAUAAGGACAGGAACGUCCUCUGUUUAGGGUCCGACGGCUCUCAGCAAGAAGGUAACGACGCCGAGGCAGCCCGGCUCGCCGUAGCCAAAGGCCUCAAUGUGAAGUUGCUCAUUGACGACAAUGACGUUACCAUCGCUGGUCAUCCCUCUGAAUACCUCAAAGGCUUCGACAUGACAAAGACGCUUCAAGGACACGGUCUCAAAGUAAUCACUGUCCAAGGAGAGGACAUUGAUGCGUUGUGGGGCGCCAUCAGCACCAUCGUCACCACUCCUGGACCAGCAGCCGUUGUUUCCAAACGUCCUAUGGCUCCAGGUAUUACCGAUAUCGAGGGAAAGAUUCAAGGACACGACGCGGUCCCUGUCGAAUCGGCCAUCAAGUAUCUCGAAUCCAGAGGGCUUGGAAGCUGUGCCGACAUGCUACGCAAAAUUAAGCCCAAACAGCAGCCAUAUGUUCAUAUCGGCUCGACCAAGGAGACUGGCGCCAAUCGGACCACUUUCGGUGAAGCCGUCAAUCUUGUUCUCGACGGUCUCAGCAAAGAGGAAGCGGCCAAUAAGGUCAUGGUUAUUGACAGUGAUCUGGAAGGGUCCACUGGUCUGAAAGCCAUACAUCAGAAGCACCCCGAGGUUUUCGUUACAUCUGGUGUCAUGGAGCGCGGUAACUUCUCUGCCGCUGCAGGUUUCGGUUUCGACCCCAAUAAGUUUGGAGUGUUCUCCACCUUCUCUGCCUUUAUCGAAAUGGUGAUAUCCGAAAUCACCAUGGCCCGCUAUAAUCGAUCUAACGUCCUUUGCCAUUUCUCCCAUUCUGGCGUUGACGAAAUAGCCGACAACACCUGCCACUUUGGCAUCAACUCUCUUUUCACUGAUAAUGGUUUAGAAGAGUUUGAAUCCUUUUUAUACUUCCCUGCCGACCCCCUUCAGAUGAUUGCCGUUAUCAAACGCGUUUUCUUCGAGCGUGGAAUGCGAUUCGUCUUCUCCAACCGCUCCAAGGUGCCUUAUAUACUCAAAGAGGACGGAAAAACUAAGUACUUUGGCGACGACUACGAGUUUAUCCCAGGCAAGGACGAGAUUAUCGCCGAAGGAAAAGCUGGAUAUGUCAUGUCGUUUGGCGAGAUGCUCUACAGGUCGUGGGAUGCGGUACUUCGUUGCCGGCAGAAGGGUAUCAAUGUGGGUUUGAUAAACAAGCCGACCCUUAGCUCCGUGGACGAGGAGGUAACGAAAAUGAUCGGAUCAAGCCCUUUCGUUCUUGUCGUGGAGACAUUCAAUACAAAAACUGGGAUCGGAUCCAAAUACGGUACGUGGCUCCUCGAACGGGGGCUUACGCCCAAGUAUGCCCACAUGGGUGCAACCAAAGCAGGUUCAGGUGGUCUUUGGGAGCAAAUCAAUCAUCAGGGCCUUGACCCAGCGUCUAUUGCUGCGAAGAUUACAGAGUUAGCGGGGAAGAAGUAGUUCUUAGUUCGUGUAUGCGAUUGUUACAAAAUUGGAGUCUAGUAUUGUUGCUCUGUACACAUAGUUUGAGUGGCCUUAAGCUUAAGGCUGCGGAUCUUGGAUUCACCGGAAUGCGAACGACGAGUGGGCUUUUUGAUUAACCUAUAUUUGUGAGAACGCCUUCGGGAACGGACAUCACAAGAG